Molecule: messenger RNA, 625 nt
Organism: Medioppia subpectinata
Lineage: Eukaryota; Metazoa; Arthropoda; Arachnida; Sarcoptiformes; Oppiidae
Source: the annotation of a GenBank genome assembly
GAUCCGAUUCAUACUGAUCCAGAACAGGGCGGGGAAGACACGUCUGGCGAAGUGGUAUAUGAACUUCGAUGACGACGAGAAGCAGAAACUGAUAGAAGAAGUGCACGCAGUGGUCACUGUCCGCGACGCCAAACACACCAACUUUGUCGAGUUCCGCAACUUUAAGAUAGUAUACCGUCGUUACGCCGGACUCUACUUCUGUAUAUGCGUUGACGUGAACGACAAUAAUCUGGUUUAUCUCGAAGCCAUUCAUAACUUCGUGGAAGUGCUCAACGAGUACUUUCACAACGUCUGCGAACUGGACCUCGUCUUCAACUUUUACAAAGUGUAUAGUGUUGUGGACGAGAUGUUCUUAGCGGGAGAAAUACGGGAAACGAGUCAAACAAAAGUCUUGAAACAACUUCUUGUCUACAAUUCACUUGAAUAGAAGAGCCAUUCAUUUAAUUUCUUAGUAUAUUUUUUGUUAAAUUAAUUAUCAAUUGAUCUAAUUAUUGGAUUCAUUUAUCGGACAAUUUCUCUUCUGUUUACAAAUGUUCAUCUCUAUUGAUAUUUACCAUUAAUUGAAAUCUGAUUUAUUCUAUAAUUGUUUUAAUUCUAAAUAAAUAAUUAAAAUUUUUAAUUUAAA